GUCUUCAUUGAGUCGCUAUUUCGCAAUCACAUCAAUUCAACGUGAAUGCUGUCAAUUGUUAUCAUAGCUCCGCAAUUUGAUCGCAACAAACACAAGAAUAAUUCUGAAAACGUUCAUUUUCACAUUUAAUUUUCGGGAAAUUCCAUUUGUUUGUGUAUAAAUUGUAUUUACCUGCACAAAAAGUCAUCGAUUUGUCCGUGUUCUUCGCAUUGUUUCCUCUGAAAAUAUUGAUGAAAGACCCUCACUGAAAGAUGAAUCAUCGUAAGAAGACCGUCAGUCAAAAGCGACAACAAGAAGAAACCAACACACCGGUGAACAAACGCUUCAAGUUGUCCGAAACCGUGUCUGCUGACGUGAAAACAAAUGAACGUUCAUCGAACCAAACGGCCCAACAGCCGAUGAAGAUCUAUUACACACGAUUGCGACGGCGUAUGGAAGAGAAGUUGGCAAAGCUUAAUCCACAGCCCAUCAUUUGCACCACAAAGCUGACAGACGUCAAUGCGGAUUGCCUCGAACACAUUUUCAAGCAUCUAAGCCUCAUAGAUCUUUUGAAUGUUGCCGACUCCAACAAACAAUUGAAACCGGCGGCGGAUUUGGUAUUCGCGAGCCAAUAUGGGAAACGCUCGAUGAACAUCGAUGUGGAACGCAAGACUGUGGAUUUACGUGGAGAGGACACAGAUUUGCUAACAGCUAAAAUUCUAUGGUCGUUCCGUUUCAAGUUGUUACGCUGCUUUGGUCACUUGAUCACAGAAUUGAAGAUUGUUCAUGUACGGUCACAUGGGCCAUCACAAAAGGAUUCAAAAUGUGCCGCGGAAAUUGAUCGUUAUGUCAACGAAUACUGUGCCGAUUCACUGGUGGAAAUCGAAUUUGAAAACUGCAACGCAAGCACACUGGACGAUCUUAAGAAGCCGUUCAGUAAAGUCGAAACACUUUAUAUUAUUGGCUGCGAAUUGGGAAGCAAGCUGUCGGAACUCGAUAAAUGGUUCCCAAAAGUGCGACGCUUGGGAUUUUUGAGUGCAAACGAAUUAUUAUCAGGCUGCAACUACAUCGCUGUUCGUUUCCUCGAACUUCAACAUUUGAGUCUGUACCUUCCAUUCGAUGAAAAGAACAGUUUGAGCAAGAAAUAUUUUGCUGGGCUCUUGCGCCUAAAUCCAAACCUACGAAGCUUGUACAUCUCUGGCUACUUUGAUGCCGAAUACCUUCAAAGCGUUAGCAAACAUCUACUGCACCUGGAAUGCUUUGAAAUCUGUCCAUUUGGACACUUCUCGAGUAUUGGAAACGAUCCCGUGCACUUUCCAAAUGUGAAGAAGCUCAAGUUACAAAAUUUGCCACACGGCAUUGGAAAAGAUACCUUUCAUUUUCCAAAUGUGGAACAUCUCUUACUACGAAAUGUGGCGCUUGAACACCUUCCACUGACAUUCGACAAACUUAAAGUAUUCGAACCCGAAUCAAUUGCUAUGGACCAUACAUUGGCUAAUUUCAUCAGAAAGCACAAAACAAUUAUCAAGUUGAACUAUUCGGGUUACAAACGUGGCAAAGCGGGUGCAUUAUUGAAGAUCGCAUCGCCAGCAUUAGUUGAAGUCAAAUUUGGACAUUGUGCUUUCCCGACCGAUGAAGUGGUGCCAUUUAUGGAAGAAUGCACAUCGAUGAAGAAGCUUAUACUUGGAUUCGCUAACGAAAACGAUUACCAGACUGUGCAGAAGCAAUUGGGUAAAGAAUGGCGUGGAACCGAGAAGGGAUACUGUUGUAUGUACGAGGUUACGAUGGAACGUUGAAUAAGUCGACUUCAUCAAAUCACCAUAGCCAAACGGCCAACAUUCACAUUUUGAUUGGGGCCGAAUUAAACUGAUGUAAAAUACAUUCAAAAAGAUACAAAAGAAAUAAGUCAUGUACUCUAAGCAUAAAGUACAUACAACCAUGAAACUUGAAUAACUGCGUCAAGUUGAAAUGUUGAGCCACGCAAACAAACAAUUCAAAGUUUCUCUUGACUUCAAGAGAGAAAGCAACACAUUUAUUCCUAUUAUUUCUUUUGUCCGCAAAUCAAUUUCCAUUUUCUCACGUUUUUCUUUCAAACAUACCAUUAAUACUUAGUUUCAGUUUUCAUAGAUUAGUUUUUGAUUAUCAGUAGCUUCAAUGCAACAAGCUUCAGUUGCAUUAUAAUCGUAAUUUGUGCAACCGAUUUUUCUGAAAAUGAAUCAACCAUCAAAGUUACUAUGUCAAACCACAAAAACUUAAUUUCAAACAUUGGAAUAAAAUGAUCAAUCAAUAAAAUAAAA
This is a messenger RNA of Sitodiplosis mosellana (orange wheat blossom midge), 2276 nucleotides long. RefSeq lists its product as uncharacterized. The record is from RefSeq and is a predicted model, not a curated record. Bases 252 to 1775 code for a protein of 507 amino acids. The transcript is spliced from 3 exons. Lineage: Eukaryota; Metazoa; Arthropoda; Insecta; Diptera; Cecidomyiidae.